Molecule: messenger RNA, 4716 nt
Organism: Cyprinodon tularosa
Lineage: Eukaryota; Metazoa; Chordata; Actinopteri; Cyprinodontiformes; Cyprinodontidae
Gene: itprid2
Product: ITPR interacting domain containing 2
Exons: 22
Coding region: 192-4064 (1290 amino acids)
Molecular function (GO): signaling receptor binding
Source: RefSeq, a predicted model, not a curated record
CUCUCCGCAUAGCGCUGCUGUUAUUGCUGCAGCUGGUUUCAGGAAGCGGAAGCUGGAAUGUUGGAGUGUUUUUUAGAAAAGUUUGGACACUUUUUGACAGUUUGAGCCCAGACUCGAUUGAACUGCGGAGGAACGUGACGCAAUGCCACCUGCUGCAGAUUUUCCUGCAGAGCCAUCGGUCUUCUGACUGAAUGACAAAAACCACAAGGCCCAAAAUGGACGUUGGAGUUCUUGAAAGACAGAUCAGUGCUGUUCCAGAUCCCUCUGUUGGGCCUGUCACCAUUGCCAAUGAGCGGCGUCAAGCCUGGGCCAGAAGCAGGGACUCCAUUGGGCAAGGAUCAAAAGCAGACCGCUGUGAGCCUCAGCAGCCCCAGCAGAUCCAAAGCAAUGGGAAAACACAGAGCCAAGAACCAGGACAAGUUCCUAGCAAGAUUGCGACCUGGCUGAUUGAUUGCAGAACUCCAAACGGAGCAUCACUGGAAGAACAAAGUACUCCUCCCAGCAAAGGAGUGAGAAACGGCUGCAGCUUUGAAGAUGACCUUUCAUUGGGAGCUGAAGCCAAUCACCUUCAGUCAGAGAAUAAUAAAACUAAGCCCUGCUUUGUGGCGGAUCAGAAAAGGACUCGUUAUAAAGAGAUGGGGAGAAGUAUGAACUCCACCGGAUCAGGAAAGAGCAGCACUGUGUCCAGUGUUUCAGAGUUGCUGGACCUGUAUGAGGAGGACCCUGAGGAAAUUCUUUUAAAUCUGGGUUUUGGUCGAGAAGAACCCGACUUGUCCUCAAAGAUCCCCGCACGGUUCUUCAACAGCACCUCUUCGGCAAGAGGCAUUGACAUCAAGGUCUACCUGGGAGCUCAGCUGCAGCGCAUGGAACUGGAAAACCCAAACUACGCUCUAACCAGUCGUUUCCGUCAGAUUGAGGUCCUGACGACGGUAGCCAACGAGUUCUUCCAGCUCUACAGCCAGGUUUCUGGACAACCUGUCAACAGACUGGUUAGCAAGGAUCAAGGCGGAGAAGGAGAAAAAGGACAACAAGAAGGAAGUAGUGUUGAAGCGCAGUCUACUCCAAAGAGGACCAACCCUAGGAACAUGGCCAAACUCAUAAAGAGAAUUAGCAGACAAAAUCUGCUCGGGUCGGCCUCAGACUCCCCCGAGGGGCUCUCUCCAACCCAGCCCAACGGACACACUGCUUCCCCUGAUCUUCCACAUCUCAACGGUCACCCUCGUAGUGGUACGGACCACCAUAGAUCUACCGCCAACUCUGACCACCAGGGGGAGGUGGCCAACCAAAAGCACCUCCGCAGGAAAGAUAAUUUUCCCCUGGCUACGGUUACAGAGGAAACCAACGGAGGCGGGGAUGCUGAACGGCUAAUGGAGAGCAGUCCUGAACAGAGCAGCUCUGGAGCAGAGCACCUGCCAGGUUCACCUCAGCUUCACUUGACAUGUCAGAAAACGGAGAGCGAUCAGGUGGAUGGAAAGGAAACUAACCUCCCCUCCAGCCCUGAGAAAGCUCCCCCCAAGCUCACCCCGCCCCACCUCACUCAGCUUCGCACAGAGAACGCGGAUUCCUUUGACAUGGAGGAGAUUCACACUAAUGAAGACGAGGCCCUGCCUUCCAGAACAUCUAGAACCACUGACUUGUCGAGGACUGUUAGUCAACAGUCUGACAGCAGUGGUUUUGCUGAGGAGACUUCUGGGGACUCUAGCAGCUACCUCAAGGUGCAGGAGAGUUGUGACAGCUGUGACAGCGAGACCACUGUGACAUCACACCCCUCACAAGACGUGGCAACGCCUCAGCCGCUCGACCAACCUGCGUUUGAGCUUCCUGAUGGCCGGGAGCAAGAUGCACCUUCUGCUGCUCCUGCUAAGGCGGAACCAAGCGGUACCAAUGUGGAAGAAGAGAUGCAGGGAGAGCGUUUGGGGCAGGUUCCACUCUACUCAGUUCACCAGCUUCCAACAAUCAGACUUGCAGGUGAAGGGGAACAACUGGAUGGUAGGGACAGAACUGAUCGUGAAACAGAACCACAACCAGGAACAGAAAACAAUCAGAAUCAACCUCGUUCAGAAAAAGAACCGCAGCACGGCGAGCCGCAGUUGGACACAGAAGGAACCUCAGAGGGAGCUGAGGAAAAGGCUCUUGAGUCUGAAACUGUUCCAACGUCUCCGGUUCUUAGCGCACUGAAUCGAGCCAAGCUACAGCAGCUGAGGCAGUUGGGUCAGUACAGCAGCAUCCAGUGCGACAGCCCGCCCCAGUCUCCAGGAGGAAGACCAGGUAGACGUGAUGUAAUCCCCAUGCAGAGGUCCUCCUCCUUACCUUCCUCCCUCCUCUCACCCUCUAAGGUCGUGUCUUCAGUCAGGAUCCAGUUUGGUCAGGGUCAAGCAUUCUGUACCCCUCCCAGGUACACCUUUAAAUAUGGCCAGGAGGAGGCAGGGCGAAAGGAAGAUGAGGUGAUAGAGGAGAGAGAUGAGAGCGAACAAAGCACAUGCGUUUCCACUGUGAUCAUAAACCCUGGCUCUAAAGAUAAACCGCCAGCUGCCAUUCCUCCCAAACCCAUUCCUCGCUAUCUAAUGCAGUCUUCUUAUUCUUUGCAUAGCUCCAGUCCUCCCCCUGAUUCCCCACCAGCCUACGGCCAUUCCUGGAGCACCCAGAGUGUUCCUGAUCUAUCAACCAGUCAUCAGCAGCCUAGUCGUUACCACAACCAUCAAGGUUGCCAUCCUGGACCCAUGAUGUUCCCCAAACCCGGUGCUUUAUUGCCGGGCCCUGAAAAUAGCCCAUUCCCUAGUCCUGUUUCUUACCAUGCUGGUCCAUACCAGUACUUUAGUCCUCCUUACAUUUCUAACCAGCACAACCCUUCAAUCAGUCACUAUUCCAGUCUAACCAGUCUGCACCAGCCUGCAACACCCCCAAUCCCUCUACACGGCAGCCUCAACAACUUGAACCAUCCCCAUCCCUCCUCAGCUCCUCAGAACAUUGGUUUGGGUCACAUUCCACCUGGGACUCCACCGAUGGCUCCACAGGGAUAUAACCCUUCCUUCGGCCAUUCAUUGCCUUUCCCAACUGCUCCUCACAUGCACCAAUUCGGUUCCCCUUACUACGGUACACAAGGGAACAUCAUGAGCCCCGGUCUCCACCCUGGUCUCCCUCCUCCUGCGGCACAAGGACGAUGCCCAACCAGCACCGAGAUGCAGCUGAGGAAGGUUCUGCAUGAGAUCAGGGGAACGGUUCAGAGUCUCAGUCAGACCCGGAUCAAUUCCCCUGAUGUGUUCAGUGAGCUCAGAGCAGCUGCAAGCAGCCGACAGUCUGUGGCAGAGUUUCAACAGAAGAGGCGAAGUCUGAACAUGUUCCGUAACCAGAUGAUGGACCUGGAGCUGUCAAUCAUGCGGCAGCAGGCUGUCGUUUACAAGCACCUGAGUCCUGCUGACAGGAUAGAGGCGGAGCAGCUUCAGUGUCUGCGGUCUGCAGUCAGAGAGGAACUCCAGGAGCUGGAACAACAGCUGGAGGACAGACUAUUGGAUCUGACGCCUCACUCGCAUCUUGGAGGUCUCCAUAGAGACAACAGUGUUGAGAGCCUGUCCACCGCUUCUGCACUGAGAGCCAUGAAACCGGUAUCAGACCUCCUCAGAGAGCAGUUCUUCCUCCAAUCAGAAAUGGGUUACGAUGGCCGCGGUUACCAUGGCCGCGGCCCCUCCAGCGUCCCCUCCACCCGCUCACCCAGUCCUGUCAGGAGAGAGGAAGACUACAGCAAGCAGAGGCAAGGAGUGUAUCGUGCAUCUAUCAACAUAACCCCUGCCCCUCCCGGUCGACCCAACGUUCAGACGGAGCUGGUGGCAGAGGAGGAAGCUCAGAGAGACUGUGAAGAGGUAGAGGAAGAGAAAGGAAGAGAGGGAGACGAGGCACAAGAACGGGAAGGAGAUUUUGGAAAAUAUAGAGCCGAAAACUUUCAAAAGCUUAUUAGAGAGAUCCGUGAGAACUUGGCCCAGGAGGUCCGACGAGAGAUCUACAAUGAGCUGCUCGCUGCUGCUUCUCCACAGGGCUCACCCUUUUCUGCUCAGCAACACCCGGUGUAGCCCUCAUGCCUUAGUAACCACAGCUUGGACAAAAACCACUGCCUUGUCUUUAACACUGUACACCAGAGUAACACUGUGCAACACGUUGUGCCUGCAACACUGUAUGUUGGUAACACUGAUGAUCCAACUGUGACAAACCCCGCCGACGCCACCUGUGGUACCGCCUCCAGCAUUCCCGAGCUGCAGAGCAGAGGCUUCCACUUUUUGGAUUACCAGUGAAAAUUUGUUAUUUCUCAUUUCCUGUUUCUAUUUUGAUAUAUAUGUAAAAACAAAAGCUGUGGUCAACAACCCCUACCAUUGAUCUAGCACUACUGCCACUAAUACUACAAGUAUUCAAUCUUUAAUCACCACUACAAACAGCCUCUUGUACAAUAGUAGUUAAACAGUACUUCCUGUUUUCUUGCAGUUCCAUUAAGUUUAAUGAUAGUUCUUUUUUUAAAUGAGUAAAUCUUGUCAAACAAAUAAUAGAAUUGCUUUAAUUCAACUUUAAUAUUUUUGUACAUGUUCAACCUGUUUUUUGAGGCAUUAGCUGUUUUCAUAUUACAGUCAUCUUUGUGUUUUCUCACAAAGAAAAGAUUGUAUUUAAACUCCUGCUUAGCAGGAUUAUGAGGUAGAAGCAUAUUACAAAAAACUAAAUGCAAAGAGAAGCGUU